Molecule: messenger RNA, 243 nt
Organism: Dibothriocephalus latus
Lineage: Eukaryota; Metazoa; Platyhelminthes; Cestoda; Diphyllobothriidea; Diphyllobothriidae
Source: the annotation of a GenBank genome assembly
GUUAACUCCAUGGCUGUCAACUCGGUUGCCAGCGUAACUGUAACAGCAGCCGUUGGAAGUGUGAUCUAUGCUCUCUUCUUCUCCUGGUUGACACCACAGGCGAUUGUCAUUUCUUGUAUCGUGAGUGGAAUGUUGGCGGCAGCGAUAUGGUUUAUACUGGGCACAGUGGUGACUCUUGGCAAGAUGCGUAGCCUGGAUUGUGAGUGGAAGUACAAUAUUACAAAAAUGGAUGAUCACCUGUAG